GCUCCCUUCACGGACGUUCCCCGUCCAGCUCGGGUUCUGCGCUCCGUCCUCCCAGCCACAAGGUGCCCCCAGACCCCCGUCUCCUCUUCCGCCGCCGCCAGAUCCUCGUCCUCUCUCCCUCUUUCCGCCGCUUCCUGCUCCGACGAUCCGCGCUCCGAGCUCUGGGGCCGAGGCGCCCGAGGCUUCCCGAUGCGCUCGGCCAGGUGCUGUGCAGCCUGGGGGGCUGGCUCUCGCUCUACAUUUCUUUCUGCCGCCUGAAUAAGCACCGAAGCUAUGAGUGGAACUGCCGGUUGGUUACUUUCACCCAUGGAGUCCUCUCCAUAGGCCUCUCAGCUUAUAUUGGCUUCGUUGAUGGCCCCUGGCCUUUUACCCACCCAGGCUCACCCAAUACACCUCUCCAAGUGCACGUACUGUGUCUCACCUUGGGCUACUUCAUCUUCGACUUGGGCUGGUGCAUCUAUUUCCAGUCUGAGGGGGCCCUGAUGCUGGCUCACCACACCCUGAGUAUUUUGGGCAUCAUCAUGGCCCUGGUGCUCGGAGAAUCAGGCACAGAGGUCAACGCGGUCCUCUUUGGAAGUGAGAUUACCAACCCCUUGCUACAGAUGCGCUGGUUUCUCCGAGAAACAGGGCACUACCACAGUUUCACUGGAGAUGUGGUGGACUUCCUCUUUGUGGCUCUGUUUACCGGAGUGAGGAUUGGCGUCGGAGCUCGCCUCCUUUUCUGUGAAAUGGUCUCCCCCAAGCCCAAGGGGUUUGUGAAGGUUGGGGGAGUGGCGAUGUAUGCUGUCUCUUGGUGUUUCAUGUUUAGCAUCUGGCGCUUUGCGUGGAGGAAAAGCAUCAAAAAAUACCACGCCUGGAGAAGCAGGCGGAGGGAGGAGCGGCAGCUGAAACGUAACGGACAUCUCAAAACGCGCUAGCCAAGGCUUCCUCCAGAUGCCGGAUCGGGUUAGUCAGCCACAGGACCCAGGUUGGAGAUAGCGGCUGUUCUAGAAUCAGGCUCAUAACACACUUAGGUUUCAAGAAAGGGCUAAACGUAUCAGGCAGUGUGGUCAGUCUUUGAGUGGAGCCCAUACCAGUAUUAAAACACUCACGUCUACCGUGGCGCAGGUGUAGAAAGUGAGACUACUCAGGGGUAGUUGUGAAUGAGUCAGAGCUGUGAGGUGGGGGUGGGCACAGCUGCCUUCCUUUUUGUUCGUGGUGUCCCCGGGUCCUGUCGUCUCUGGGAUGCUUGAUGGUUAGACCGCUCAGGAAGGAAUUUGAGAAUUUCUUCGAGAAUUGACUCCUUGAACAAACCCUUGUUCCUGCUUUCCAUGUAGCAAUUUAAAUAAAGUCACCCCAUUUACUCUAAAGUGAGGGACUUCUAGGAAGAUGCAUGUCUGGCAUUCUGAGCCUUGGAUCAGGGAAGGGGCUGUGCUUAAACAAAGGGAAAGGAUGAGAGAAGUGACCCUAAACCAACUGUCGAGGGGCCCCAAGACACCCCCAGGUUCAGUGCUUUGCUGAGGGGACUCACAUGACUCAGAAUGUAGUGCAACUCCUAGCUGUGAUCAGUUACAGUGAAAGGAUUCAAGGGAAGAGCAGUGAAGGGAAAAGGUGUUUGGGCAGAGUCCAGGGGAAACAGGGCCCGAGCUUCCAGAGUCCUCUCGCAGUGGGAUCACUGAGGAUGCACUGAUUUCCUCUAGCAACAAUUUGUGGCGAUACGUGUAAAAUGUCCAGCGAGGAAGCUCAUUAGAUGCUCAGUGCCCCAGUUUUUUACUGGGGGUCAUGCAGGCAGCCAUCGCCUGGCAUGUAGCAGAAUUCCUGACUCCCAGAAGGAGAGCAGGUGUUCAGCCUAAACCAUAUUGUUUGCACAGUGUAGGCACGGUGAGCCAUUCUCAUCAGCUAAUGAAGGGAGCCCUCCUGAAAUCUAAGUUUCCAGAUGCCAGCCAAGGGCCAACCUUGCACGGAGGCCUUUCCAAGGACAGGAGUUCAGGCCUGCUCUGGUAACUCUUUUCUGUACAAAAACCAGGGAGUUAGGGCUUCGGAUGAGAGAUGAAUGAGGUGUGGGCAGAUUUACCGAGUCCUGUUGUACGGGUUCUGCUCUACCGAGAAAAUGAUGCCAAUUCUCAGGGCUUUUGUGCAUUAAUCUCCUAGGCAUGAGAGGCUGUGACUGAAUUCCAUAGGGAUUUAGCAUGUGGAUUCCACUGUGCUUGAGAUGGCAGUUCAGGUUUCAGCCCUGCUAUACAUCCUGCAAACCAGAACCAAAGAGUAAAGUGUACCGGCCUCAGGGGGAUGAGGCGAAGUUUAUUUUAUUUUUUCCCAAACACAUUCCCUGUAGCCCACUUCCUACGUUUUCUUUUCUCUGAACAGGGUGCCACUCUCUAUGGAUAAAAUCAGAUGGCAAGGCCAGUCCUAGAAGGAAACAAACAAAAAUUUCUCAGUGCGAUAGUCUAUCAUCCCACCCAGGAAAAGCAAGAACGUAAGCUUAACAUGAGAGAUUAGGAAUCAAGACUUUCUGGGUUCUUUUAACUAAUUUGCUCCUCACUUGCCAGAUCACUUGGGCAGGUCACUUGUGUUCUCUAUCUCAGUUUAAACCCUGUUGUGAAUGAAUGUAGGACUUUUAUGGGGAAAGGGACGAUUUAUUUAUUUGUGUGUUUGUUUAUUUAUUUAUUUGCUUGUUAUUUAUUUAUUGGAUUAUGUCAUUUAGACCCCUGGGGAUUGAUUUGCUUAAUUGGUGAGUAAAUGUGUGGGGCUACCGAAGUCUAAGCCUAGGUCAGUAGGAAGUCUCCGCCCAUUCUAUGGUCACCGGUAAUACGAACCUAACGAGUGGUCUUGAAAAUGGAUGUCAGUGCCCAGGCAUGAUGGAGCGUUGGAAUGGCAUGACGUCAUCAUUACUCUGGGAAAAGCAACUUUCAAGGCAUGUUGACAGUGGUCUUUUAAAAUGACUGUCAUUUGGUUAAUGAGUUUUGCUGCAGAUGGAAACAAUCUGACAGUAGCAUCCCGUCUCUUUUUUUCCCUGUGAUCAGUAUCCCCAGAAUGCUGGUGAGCUUCUUUCCAACAAAACUGUGGUCAAAGUUGGAUGCCGGGGAAUGCUGAUUCUAGCAAAAGCCUAGUGAAAAAGAGUGGCUUGGCGCAGGAGCUUAAAAAAAGAAAAAGCUGGCUCUUGAAU
Molecule: messenger RNA, 3145 nt
Organism: Acinonyx jubatus (cheetah)
Lineage: Eukaryota; Metazoa; Chordata; Mammalia; Carnivora; Felidae
Gene: TLCD5
Product: TLC domain containing 5
Exons: 3
Coding region: 483-917 (144 amino acids)
Cellular component (GO): membrane
Source: RefSeq, a predicted model, not a curated record